This is a messenger RNA of Mollisia scopiformis, 873 nucleotides long. Its product is annotated as Nucleotidylyl transferase. The record is from RefSeq and is a predicted model, not a curated record. Gene Ontology annotation, cellular component: nucleus; cytoplasm. Gene Ontology annotation, molecular function: nicotinamide-nucleotide adenylyltransferase activity; ATP hydrolysis activity. The transcript is spliced from 2 exons. NCBI's taxonomy places the organism in Eukaryota, Fungi, Ascomycota, Leotiomycetes, Helotiales, Mollisiaceae. The coding region runs from base 1 to 873 and encodes 290 amino acids.
AUGCAAGCCCUCCGCGCCACCCUGCCAGCUCUAACCACGACCCUGCAUCACUUCGCGUCCUCUACUUCAACCUUCCAACUCCUCAAAACUAUCUCCGCUACUCCUCCUCCACCUCCACCAAAGACCCUGUAUAUCCUAGAUUCCUCCUUCAACCCCCCAACCCUCGCACACCUCCACCUUUUAACCAGCGCCCUCCUCCCUUCCCCCCAACCCGUCACGCCUCCCAAACGCGUCCUCCUCCUCCUCUCCACCCAAAACGCCGACAAAGCCCCCAAACCCGCAUCCUUCGAACACCGCCUCGUCAUGAUGGAGCUCUUCGCCCGAGAUCUCCUCUUCACCCUCCCUAAACCCCAAACCUCUACCUCAAACGAGCAACAAAUCGCCAUCGACAUCGGCAUCACCAAACUCCCCUACUUCCACUCCAAAUCCGCUUCCAUCGAAGAAUCCGGCGUCUACCCGCCAGAAACAACGCAAAUCCACCUCCUGGGCUACGAUACCUUGAUCCGGUUGCUGGAUACGAAAUACUACCCCCCGGAGCACAGUCUGUCUGUGCUAGAGCCGUUUUUGGCGAAGCAUAGAUUACGGGUUACGUAUCGGGGCGGGGAGAGAGGGGUGCAGGAUGCGUAUUUGAAGACGCUGGGGGAUGGGGGGAGGGAGGACGAGGGUGGGAAGAGGGAGUGGGUGGAGGAGGGGAGGAUUGUGUUGGUUCAUGGAAUUGGGGAUGGGGAGGGAGAGGGAGAGGGAGAUGGGGUUAGUAGUACGAGGGUUAGGGGGGCUGUUAGGGGGGGAAGGAGGGAGGAGUUGGGGCGGUUGGUUACGGUGGGGGUUAGGGAGUGGGUUUUGGGGGAGGGGUUGUAUUUGGAUGGUGAGUGA